CUCCCACUCCCUGCUCCUCUCUCUGAGCUCAAGCCUCUCUUCCCCCUCUCUGCUUCACGAGUUCUCCUCCCGAAACCUGCGCGAGACGGCCACUGAAGCGCGAGUCUAUCCCCCCCUCACUCCCCUGCACUUCAGUGAACAUGGCUACAGUUGUAACCUCGACCAGAUUCACUGACGAAUAUCAGCUGUACGAGGAACUCGGAAAGGGUGCCUUUUCUAUCGUCCGCCGAUGCGUCAAAAAGUCCACCGGCCAGGAGUAUGCUGCUAAAAUUAUCAACACAAAAAAGCUCUCAGCGAGAGAUCACCAGAAACUGGAGCGGGAGGCACGGAUUUGUCGUCUGCUGAAACAUCCAAACAUAGUACGACUCCAUGACAGCAUCUCAGAGGAAGGCUUCCAUUACCUUGUCUUUGACCUGGUCACUGGAGGAGAGCUAUUUGAGGACAUUGUUGCCCGAGAGUAUUACAGCGAGGCAGAUGCCAGCCACUGCAUCAAUCAGAUCCUGGAGAGCGUCAGCCACAUCCACCAGCAUGACAUUGUGCACAGGGACCUCAAGCCAGAGAACCUGCUCCUGGCCAGUAAGAUGAAGGGAGCAGCGGUGAAGCUGGCAGACUUCGGUCUUGCCAUCGAGGUUCAGGGUGACCAGCAGGCAUGGUUUGGUUUUGCAGGAACUCCGGGGUAUUUGUCCCCAGAGGUGUUGAGAAAGGACCCGUACGGCAAGCCAGUGGACAUCUGGGCCUGUGGUGUGAUCCUGUACAUCUUGUUGGUGGGAUAUCCUCCCUUCUGGGACGAGGACCAACACAAACUGUACCAACAAAUCAAGGCCGGAGCGUAUGACUUUCCUUCUCCAGAGUGGGACACAGUGACCCCCGAGGCCAAGAACCUGAUCAAUCAGAUGUUAACCAUCAACCCCGCCAAAAGGAUCACAGCCGACCAGGCCAUCAAGCACCCCUGGGUCUGCCAACGCUCCACCGUGGCCUCCAUGAUGCACCGCCAAGAGACUGUGGAGUGUCUGCGCAAGUUCAACGCCAGGAGGAAACUUAAAGGAGCGAUCCUCACAACAAUGCUGGUGUCCAGGAACUUUUCAGUGGGACGGCAGCAUACCAGCCCUGCCGCUACUACCAGCACGGCCGCAAUGGCACAGGAAGCGUGCAAAUCCUUGCUAAACAAAAAGACGGACGGUGUGAAGUCGCAGGGGACCAACAGUAAAAACAGUGUAGUAAGCAGCAGCAGCACCAAAGACAGCAGCAUGUCAUCUUCAGCACCAAUGGAAGCCCAGACAACUGUUGUACACAACCCAGCUGACGGCCCCAAGGGCUCCACAGAGAGCUGCAACAACACAGAAGAGGAGGAGAUGAAAGGUAGGAAAGUGUCUGCCUGUGAGUCCUCUACUUCAUGCAGUGUGACGUUAAGCCAGUGCAGCACUCUUGAGGACCAGACCCAGUUACUCCCGUACCCAGCACCCAGCUCUCGUAAACAGGAGAUAAUAAAGAUGACGGAGCAGUUGAUUGAAGCCAUCAACAAUGGAGAUUUCGAGGCUUACACGAGAAUCUGUGACCCUGGACUGACUUCCUUUGAACCGGAGGCUCUUGGGAACCUGGUUGAGGGCAUGGACUUUCACAAGUUCUACUUUGAGAACCUGCUGAGUAAAAACAGCAAGCCAGUGCACACCACCAUUCUGAACCCCCACGUGCAUCUGAUCGGGGAGGACGCUGCCUGCAUCGCCUACAUCCGCCUGACGCAGUACAUGGACACCCAGGGCCGGCCGCGCUCCUGCCAGUCGGAGGAGACGCGGGUCUGGCAUCGCCGCGAAGCCAAGUGGCUCAACGUGCACUUCCACUGCUCAGGAGCCCCGGCUGCACCGCUGCAGUGAAUCGAAAAACCAGGCCCAGCUUUGCCUGAAACUCUAAAGCUGUUUGGAGCGUUUUAUUCUCCGUGGUCGGAUUUGUGCCUGGAUCCUGGCGGGGAAGAGAGGCUGCUUGGAGAGUUAUACAAACAGAAAAGUGGGGAAAAUAAGUGAUAUAUUAAAAUGAAUUUAAAAAAAAAAUACAGAAGAAUAAAAAACACAUUUCAAAAGCUUGACUAAAUGACCGACCAACACGAUCCAGUCCAACCAUCGCUAGGUGGUGCCGGGCCCGGCUGACGCUCCUGCAGGUGGUGCAUGCUCGGGGGCGACACAGGGGUGAAGCUGUCCCGUCUCCCAUGGCCUUUAUUUCCCUGUAUUUGUUAUGUCUGCUGUCUGGAAAAGUAUUACAAAUAUAUAAAUAUAUAACAGAAAAACAAGUACACUCACCACAUAUUGAAUAGAGCCGGGGCGAGGAGCGUAAUAUCUGGAGAAAUGUGAUUCUUCUUUUCCCCUGAGAAACUAGCAGAACGUCUACUUCAAUAGAAGUUUGUUUUACAGGUUAUUAGGGUUGGAUUUAUGGGAGCAACUUAUAUCUACUUAAUAUCAGAAUUUAACAUCCGUGUAAGUGUCAGGUUUGAGCGUCUGUACACGAUGUUGCUAGGCGUUGAGAUUCGUUACUGAAGGGACCUUUAUUUUGAUUUUGUGUUUUUGUAUCAUGUGUUAUGAAGCUGUUUGUACCUGUAUUUUAAAGUGUUGAGAAAGGAUCAUUUUUAAUCAAAGGGGGGAUUUUAUUUAAUAGAAGUGUGUGUGUAUAAAUAAAUAUUUAUAUUGGGAGAACAAGGGGAUAUACGUUCAGGGUGAAGGGAAGGGAGUUAAGCAUGAGUGGGGUUUUUUUUCUUCUCUGCUUUGAGGUCCAGAGGGUGUAAAUACACACACAAGUACUCACUCCAGUGCAUGCACAAACACACACACACACACACUUAGGGGCCAGCCUUUAGGGUUGAGUCUCUCGAGCUUUAGACACAACAAGGCCAGCUCAUCCUGAAGUUGCAGAAGGCGUCGAACUGAGCGGUCAAAAGUCUAAAGCUCCUCACAUCUCUGAACUACCUAGUCUGAAAGCACGGAGGCACUCUCUUUAUUGUUAUAUUUUGUGUAUUUUUGAUGUGAAGCAUGAACUGUCUGAUCUAACGGCCUGUACUGUUUUUGCACAGACACUUAUGACUCGAUGCUGUUGUGUUCGCUCUUUCUGAGGGACUGAUCCUUCCUGCAACUUCAGGUUACGCUCGUCUAAAUCCUUCCCGUCCUUCCCUACCUCCACCUCUCUACUUCUAUCAUUCCUGCCUCUUAUACUUACUCCACGUCCCCAGUACUGUCCGAGUAGCACCUCGCCGUGUGAUAAUGAUGUCACCCUUAUGCCUGUCUCUUGUUCUGACCGUGUUCUUAAAAAAACUGUGUGUGUGUGUCGUCCGUCUUGGCUUGCUGUACUUCUGUGUGAAGUCCUGGAAAUAUUAAAAAGCAUGUUCAAAAGGGAAUGCAGCCGAGGGAUUGGACAAAAAAAAAAGGCAUGAUGAUGGGAAGAGGGCUAGGGGACCUUCGCUGAUGGCAAUCAAUGGAUUUGGUCCCUUUUUGUCACAGUUUUUGUUGUGAAAUGUCGUAGUUGUUAGUGUUUUGGUGUUGAUGUUUUAAUUUUUGCCAGAUAUAUAUUAAAAAGAUGAGGGGAUUUGGAAUAAAGGAGACUGAGACUGCCACAAAUGUUUUUUACUGCCCGUUUCCUCACAUGCUGAACUAUCGUGACAAACAUACUUAAUAAUAAUAGAGGAACUCACAACAUCAUACAAGCACAUGAAAUAAAAGAGUCUCCCUUUAAAGAGGAAAACAUAUCUCCGUGUCAGUCGUUGAACACUGUUUUUUCACUGUGUCGUACAAACUUUGAGUGUGUGACUUUGUACCGGCGGAGUGGUCCCGUCUCUACGCUGCUCUGUAACUCACGAUCAUGCUUCACUCACACACCGUGUCAAACACUGACUGAUGAGCAUAUUUUUAAAAAGAAUCACACAUAUGUGAGGCCUGUCCUCCUGUAUCAACCGCCUGUGCUUCUGAGUGAUGUGACAUAUCUGACAUGCCAUGAAAACUGUGUCCCCCCCCCCAAACACACAUAUUUUUGCACCAUAACCAGGAUGCGUUGUCAGACCAUUACUGAAACUAUGUGAUGUUUUCUUAUGGCUCUAAGUAGAUCUGUUGUGCUGUGGGCCAGGUGUUUGUUGGUGCCUCAUUGCUAUUUCCACACACAUGGGGAUGUUUCAUCAGAAAAUGAAGAUGCAGUUAAACUUUACGGGUUGUCUUAAACAAGUAAAACUGAUAUUAGGAAACAAACAGAUUCAUAAUCAAGUUUGCCAAAGUAUUUGGACAGUUUGAUUUAGUUAAAAUGUACACUUUUCCAAAAAUGUAUCUUCAAAAUAUCAGAAUUUUGCCCCAAUUGAAUAUCAAAAAUGUCAAUUCAUACCACAUGAAUUCAGAUAUAAGAUUUGCAUUUAGUAGGACAUUUAUUUCAGUUAUGUGUUCAUUUACUUAUAAAUUACAUUUAAAUGACCUCUCGAGGGGCCCCACUGCCUCAGUUGAAGAUCUAUUGUAACAUUUCACCAUGACAGGGUAUUGACUUUUAAAUCUCGCUGAUGUAAAUAGGAAACGUGACCAAAUAUAAAAUUUCCUUCAAAGUUUCUUUGGGCAGAUUGCUCCUUCAGCCAUCAGUGACAUUCCGUCUGUGUUGAUUGAUAAACACUUUUAUAAUCUCCAUAGUUAAAAUACUUUGGCAAAUGUGCAACAUAUGUUAGAUUAAAACCGUACCUGAGGAAGUGAACUUAAUCCAAAUGUUGAAAAGGGAUCAUUAAAACCACAAUGUUAAACAGCAACACUAUAUAUGCAGUUCUACAUGGAAGAAAUAUGCAUGUGUACUUUCUGGUAAUUUUUCACUGUUUACUUGAUAAAGAAAUGGAAAUCUAUGUUACUUGCAUCCUCGAGGUUAUGAACUGGCUUCGUCUGAUGUUAUCUCACAUUAAAGUUGUUCAGAUGAUUAGCGAAGGCCUUAGCUUGUAUGUGAGUGAAUUGCAUUGUAACCUUAAACUGAAGGGGCUACACGUGUGUGUCUAUACUAUGAGUUUCAAUGGACGCUGGAUUUUUUUGCAUGACCAUACAGUUAAUAAACAUACAUUUAAAAUAUCACGUGUUUGUUUGAAUGGUUGUUCUUCAUGGCUUUGUUAUUAAUCGAAGCAUUGAAGAGUAUUUAAUAAAAAUAACAUUUCAA
Eleginops maclovinus (Patagonian blennie) is the source of this 5145-nucleotide messenger RNA. RefSeq names its product calcium/calmodulin-dependent protein kinase (CaM kinase) II gamma 2 (gene camk2g2). Gene Ontology annotation, molecular function: calmodulin binding; calcium/calmodulin-dependent protein kinase activity; ATP binding. Bases 141 to 1871 code for a protein of 576 amino acids. Gene Ontology annotation, biological process: protein phosphorylation. The record is from RefSeq and is a predicted model, not a curated record. Lineage: Eukaryota; Metazoa; Chordata; Actinopteri; Perciformes; Eleginopidae. The transcript has 22 exons.